Messenger RNA from Seriola aureovittata, 4858 nucleotides. RefSeq names its product synaptotagmin binding, cytoplasmic RNA interacting protein (gene syncrip). Gene Ontology annotation, molecular function: mRNA 5'-UTR binding. Bases 163 to 2025 code for a protein of 620 amino acids. The transcript is spliced from 11 exons. Gene Ontology annotation, cellular component: CRD-mediated mRNA stability complex; nucleus; ribonucleoprotein complex. Gene Ontology annotation, biological process: CRD-mediated mRNA stabilization. The record is from RefSeq and is a predicted model, not a curated record. Lineage: Eukaryota; Metazoa; Chordata; Actinopteri; Carangiformes; Carangidae.
UACAUGCAACCGAGAAUCAGAGAUCGCGACGUUACGUAGUCGCCAUUUUGUUUCACCGGGAGUAAAGAAACCAACCUGAAAAGCACCGGCGUGAAUAUUUUCCUUUAUCAGCAGCACCUUCAACACGGCGGAUCAGCAUCGUGCACCCGAGUUUAGAUUCGCAUGAUGUCUGGAGACAUGGCCACAGAUCAUGUAAACGGGAACGGUACGGAGGAACCGAUGGACACUACGGUGGCGGUGACCCACUCAGAACAUUUCCAGGCUUUACUGGAAGCGGGUUUACCUCAGAAAGUUGCUGAGAAGCUAGAUGAACUUUACGUAGCAGGCUUGGUAGCACAUAGUGACCUAGACGAAAGGGCUAUUGAAGCUUUGAAAGAAUUCAAUGAGGAGGGAGCCCUGCAAGUGCUGGUCCAGUUCAAAGAGAGUGAUCUGUCACACGUGCAAAACAAAAGUGCCUUUCUCUGUGGGGUAAUGAAGACUUACAGGCAGAGGGAGAAACAAGGGACUAAAGUUUCAGAUUCUACUAAAGGACCCGAUGAGGCUAAAAUCAAAGAACUCCUGGACAGAACCAACUACACACUUGACGUAACAACAGGACAGCGAAAGUAUGGCGGCCCCCCGCCCGAGGACGUGUACUCAGGUGCCCAGCCCACGGUUGGAACAGAGAUAUUUGUUGGGAAGAUUCCCCGCGACUUGUUCGAAGACGAGCUGGUUCCUCUCUUUGAGAAGGCCGGACCUAUCUGGGACCUCCGGCUAAUGAUGGACCCCCUGAGCGGCCUGAACAGGGGCUACGCCUUCGUCACGUUCUGCACUAAAGAAGCGGCCCAGGAGGCGGUGAAGCUGUGCAAUAAUCAUGAGAUUCGCCCCGGCAAGCACAUCGGGGUGUGUAUAUCUGUCGCCAACAACAGGCUAUUUGUUGGCUCUAUUCCCAAGAGUAAAACAAAGGAGCAGAUAGUAGAAGAGUUUGCUAAAGUCACAGAGGGCCUCAGUGAUGUCAUACUGUACCAUCAACCCGAUGACAAAAAGAAGAACCGGGGUUUCUGCUUCCUGGAGUAUGAAGAUCACAAAACAGCUGCUCAGGCCCGUCGCCGGCUAAUGAGCGGGAAGGUGAAGGUUUGGGGCAACGUGGUGACAGUGGAGUGGGCCGAUCCCAUUGAAGACCCCGACCCAGAGGUCAUGGCCAAGGUGAAGGUUUUAUUUGUGAGAAACCUCGCCAACGGUGUCACAGAGGAGAUCCUGGAGAAGUCCUUCAGUGAGUUUGGAAACCUGGAGCGAGUUAAGAAACUCAAAGACUAUGCUUUCAUUCACUUUGAAGAGAGGGAUGGUGCAGUGAAGGCAUUAGAAGAAAUGAACGGGAAGGAGCUGGAGGGAGAGCCGAUUGAGAUUGUUUUUGCCAAACCACCAGAUCAGAAGAGGAAGGAACGCAAAGCCCAGAGACAAGCAGCCAAAACACAAAUGUAUGAUGACUAUUACUACUACCCUCCCCCUCCCCACAUGCCUCCACCUGUCAGAGGCCGGGGCAGAGGCGGCAACCGGGGCGGCUACGCGUAUCCCCCCGACUACUAUGGUUAUGAGGACUACUAUGACUAUUAUGGCUAUGACUAUCACAACUACCGCGGCGGCUACGACGACCCGUACUACGGUUAUGACGACUUCCAGGCCCCGAGCCGAGGGCGCGGUGGCAACAGGGGCUCCCGGGGAGGAUCCUCUCCAGCCAGGGGACGCGGCGGCGCCGGUGCACCCAGGGGCAGGUCCAGCUUCUCCCAGCGUGGCGGGCCGGGACCAGGCCGCGGCGGGCGGGGCGCAAGAGGAGGCGUGCAGCCGAGAGGGCGAGGAGGGGUACGUGGUGCGCGGGGUGGCCGCGGUGGAAAUGUAGGAGGAAAGCGCAAAGCUGAUGGGUACAACCAGCCAGAUUCCAAGCGUCGCCAGACCAAUAAUCAGAACUGGGGCUCUCAACCCAUUGCUCAGCAACCGCUCCAAGGUGGUGAUCAUUCUGCAGGAAAAAGGGGUCGAGGCCGGUCCUGAUGUGUCGCUAUGAAGACUGACCCGUGUAUGGCGUUGCACACUGCAGGCUGCCAGUGGAUGGAAUGGUAAGGUCACCUGACUCAGUGGUCCAGUGGUAUUCCAGCCCUUCUUUUAAGGAGCAGAUCUCCUGAAACUGCCACGUUUGAAGAUAAUCAGAAGAGCAAAACUUGAGCUUUUCUUUUCUUUUUCUUUUUUUUUUUUUAAAGCAUUGACUCUUAAGUUAAUAAGUCCCAGCCCCAAAUAUGCCAUUUGAGACCUACUGAGUUUGAGUUCAUGAUGGACAUCCUUCUGGAAAAGUCUUUGCACUUUUUUUUUUUUUUUCUGUUUCAGUUUGGAGUGGUUUAGUGGAACUUGAUGCUACAUAUUUUGUUUUUUGUUUUUAUUUGUUUCUUUGAGUUCUUAGACUACAUCUUUACGAUGGACUAGACAUGAUAAUCUAUGAUUAUCAGGUAGAGUUGAGGUGUGAUCACCCGGCGUUGAAGGUCGGGCAUUCCAGGAAAAUGGUUCUUUGAGAACUAAAGCCACCAAGGGUUUGUUAACUACCUCAGUUUCGAGGACUCACCUGCUCCGUGUCAUUUUGUACUUGAGGAAACUGAGGCAGGGUCACACCCACCCACCCAACCCCCAACUCCUCCCAGCCCCUCCCCCACCCCCACCCCUCCACCUCAGCGAUAUGCACAGGCAACAACGACAGAGCACUUAAUGAAUUGUGGUUCUCAGCUGAGACUUGACGUAGGCUGCUACUGUGGACGUGUAGCCGGUCCUCCUGAAAUGAGCCUGAACAAGCCUUGCUGUCUUUAUCAAUGAACUGAGUGAUGAUGUAGUUGACGGACAGAUAAUUGUUUUUAUAGCUUUUCUUUUUCUUUUUUUUUUGUAAAAUCUUCAAUACCUGGAAACCACAGUCAUCCUUUGUCUUCCACAAUUGGAAAAUUACUUUAAUUUCUUGUUUUGCAAAGUGAUGUCUCAGGCUUGUCUGCUCUGCGCUAACAUCUUGUGUUUGUGCACAACAUGAAUGACCACUGACAUCCAGUGAAGCUGCUUUUUAUUCAGAGUCUCUGAGCAAGUCUGGAAGGAAGUGAAUUCAUUUCCAUGUCGUGAAAGUUUUACGAAUCGGAUUAAACGCAAGUUUUCAUCGCAAAAGCAUGAUUAUCCAUUUCACAUUGUACGUCACUGUAGACUGAUUAUCAUGCUGUAUAUGUGGUCGUGACUAAUUUUCCUGUAAAUUGAUGUCAAGUCACGUCUUUUCAGUGUACUCAUUAUACUGGAGGUCAAGUUGUUAAGAAUUUAAAGGAGCAGAUCCAUCCUGCAACAUUGACACUUGGGGGGGGUAAAAUAAGACUUUAAGGAUGCACCUUGAAUUUGUUUUUUUGGGAGUCUGAAGUGUUCUACAGCCUGUAAGAUACAGCCAGCUUGUCAGUUUUUCAGUGAGGGUUUUCUGUUGUGCAUUUUAGUUAAUAAUUAAUAUUAAAAAAAAAAAAAAUCACCUUGUAUUUGAAACAGUCAGUAUAAAAUGUAAAGGAUCAAUCUGGUGUUAUUCUGUAUUUACCAGCUGCGACAGCGUGGCCGGUAUUGUUUUAUUUUUCAUGUUGUGAGUCUGUGUGUGUCGUCAUGGAGACACCUACUGUAGCAGGAACUACCAGAGAGGUGGUUUUGAUCUAAUCUGUCUGUGGACAGAUUUUGUCACUGCAAUAGUGUCACAACCUGCGAGAUACAGUCAUGAAACUGUACAGUUGUGUGUUAAGAUCAAAGAUGGGCGCGGCCCGCCACACGAGUACUGAUGUAAUAAUGUAGUAAUGGCUUCUGGGUACUCGUUGGUCAAAACAUCAUGUAGAGCCUGGUGUGAGCCAAUCACAAAAUGGUUUCUAAUUUGGUUAUUGUCAAAAAAAAUCAAUAUCAAAAACAAUGUCUGUGACACUCAAAUCAAACCCACUGGAAAACGGCUCACAAAAACUUAAUUUCAUUUUCUAAAAAGGCUCUAAUUUCCUAAAACAGCUGCUCACUGUAGUUUUCCCAUAGGGAAUAUUUGGGGCAGCAGGAAAAAUAAACUUGUGUGUUCAUGUUAAUGAAGGAACAUGUCACCCAGUGCAGCAGUGUGGCUCACUGAUGUGUUUUUAAUAGUUUCAGGAAACAAUGGAGCUCUAUUGUAAAAUACAGAAUAUCACCAGACUGGUCCUUUUUAAAUGAUGUAAAAUAUUUAUUCAUUUGCACCAAUGAUCAGUAAUCACACAAGAGAAGAAUUCAAUUGUACAGAGAUCCGUUUCUGCACCCACAUAAUGUAAUGAAUCCGUGAGAUGGCAGGAGGUAUUCUGGGAAUUGUAGGAAAUCACAGAAUGAAGCAGUUGGAGUUUACUUCAUCACAAAGUGACUCUUGAAAUGAAUUGUACAUCACAGACUUGUGUGGUUUUUAAUGGUGAAACAGUAUCUGAGGUUGGAUUUCUCCUUUAAGCUCUUUUUAAACAUCAUUAGUAGCAGUUAGCAGUUGUUUUGGUUUUUCAUUUCAUUUUAUUUUAUUUUAUUUUAUUUUGUGACGUUUGCCAUGAACCAGUGUCUUGAAUCUGACUCAUGUUUAGCAUCUUCCAGUUCAGGAAAGAUUGUGCAGCUUGUUUUAUUUUUCUCUUCUUACCCAGUUCAUGAAAAACAGCCAGAUUAUGAGUUUUUUUCACACUAGUAUUGACUCUGUUGGAUCACCAAUUUUAAGGGUCAAGAAUGUUUUGUUUUUUUUCUUUUUUCUUUUUUUGCUAACAAGUGUGUUUGCAUUUUUGCAAAUGAAUUGUUUUAUACUGUACAGUGAGGUGAGUUAAACCUAUUUUUCUAAUAAAGUUAUUGACUUUAA